Molecule: messenger RNA, 975 nt
Organism: Aspergillus nomiae NRRL 13137
Lineage: Eukaryota; Fungi; Ascomycota; Eurotiomycetes; Eurotiales; Aspergillaceae
Exons: 5
Coding region: 1-975 (324 amino acids)
Source: RefSeq, a predicted model, not a curated record
AUGGCGAGAAAAAGCAAAAACCCACCUUCUAGUCGAAGACGUCCACCUAUAUGGUGGACUGCUCAGGAAGAUGGAAUCCUCUUCAGGACUGUCCACACUUGCACGAUUCGUGGGGAGGACCAGUCUCCUCCAUCAGAUCCGAAGAAAGCCAGAAAAGAUACCAUCGCAUGGAAGCUGGUUGCACAAUCAUUACCAGGGAGGACGAAUAGAGAUUGCCGCAAGAGAUGGUUCAAGAUCGACCGUCGCUGGGUGCAAGGGCCUUGGGCGUCAGAUGAAGAGACGCGAUUAAGGGAAGCUGUUGCAAUAUACGGACCCGAAUGGGACGAGGUUUCAGUCUCAGUCAAAACAAGGAAUCCUGACCAAUGCUCGGAGCACUGGGCGCAAAUUCUCCAUCCAAUCGUCGCCAGCAGAAGCCGGGAAGAGACGGAUGAUAUCGAGCUACUAGAUGUAGUUGCUCAUGAUGGCCAUCAAUCAAGUUACGGCCAGACAGAGUUAGCAGGAUGGCCAAUAUUAGAACUCAGGAACCGUGCAAUGUCGAUUUGCUGGCAGCAAAACUCUGUGCCUCGGCGUCCUCAAAUUCCCCAAGCAGCGGCUGUGCUCGGACAGCAUAUCAUUAUGGGAAAUGCAACAUACAAUACUUCCAUCGUUCUACAAGAAAAUCCUGUGAUGCUCGAUAUCUAUCAGCAACCGUUUGGGCAGCCCACCAGCGAGCAUCGAACAAUAUGUGGCAACGGCUUGAUUGAACAGAGCCUCUAUGCAUGCAAUAGCCACGGCGUACCACAGAUUUUAACGUCAUACGCAACACCGACUCAUGAGCAGUCACGAUAUUUUCAGGCACAAAAAUGGGCCUUGGGAGCGUUAGCCAAGGAACAUCACUCCAUAACUGUGGUCGGGAGUGUUGCAGACCAGCAGUUGGGUCCGGUAUUUGAGUAUAUGCUACACCAAGGGAUCCACGCUGCCAUCCACGUUCGUUGA